GAAAGGUCUGUUCUUGGUCCCAUAUUUUGCUAAAUAAAUGCCUUGCAAAAGUGUGACUUACCCUAACUUACCCUCCAAUGUGACUUAUAUGUCAUAUUCUAGUUUAAUUAUAUAUAAAUAUAUCAUUUUUGGCUGUCUCGACUUUUACUCCAGAGCGACUUAUUGCUAACUAAGCAAACAUCGUGGCUAAUGUGAACAUUUCACAGAAGGGCUCCGCUCCAGGCAAUCGAAACAUAGCGAGAAAGAAAGAUGAGAAGGUUGGAAUGAGCUAAGAGGAGGCCGAAAAGGUUUUGAAGAUGAGCGAUGGUGCCAGGCGAAACAGGAGCUUCUCAGGGUGAUGACCCCAAAACUAGGAAGAAAGGCUCCAGGCGGGAAUUUCAGGAUCAUAAAAACAGCUGAGAUCCUGAGGUUGUUGCUGCACAGAGUUUAUGAAGAGGGUUUUAGGAAAAGCCACUUAGAAAUUGAUGGAUCCUCCACGCUGAUCAUUCACUUGUGGAUCAAUGCCUUCAUCAUUGGCGGGGCGUUGAGUAAACACAUUGAUUGGUGAGUGGAGAAUCUGGGGGCAUAAAAGGCAAAAAAAAAAAAAAAAGUGCAGCAAUGCUGAAUGAAAGGACAGAGGAGGUGGAGGCAGUAAGGAAAAAGGGGGGAGGAGAGGCAGAUUGUGGGUGGAGUGAUUCAGAGAAUGCGAGGCUCUGCCCUCCCUCCAUCCUUCCACUCCUCCUCCGGCUGGAAAUUCAUCCUUCAGGCUCGGCAGCGGACAUUUGCGUGGAGGACCUCGGGAGAACGGGAAGCGUUCUGUCGUGGAGGUCCGAUUGCAACCCGCAUCUGCGGGGAAGAGUGAAAGAGAGGACUGACUUCCUUUUUUUCUUCUUUUUUUGGAAAGUCCAAAAACGUUUUCCUCAAAGCAGAUCGGCUGUUUCCCCCGCUCCGCUGUUGGAUUGUUUUUGUUUUUUAUGUUUAUUUCACUGCGAACAUCUAUGUGUGCGCGGAGAAGUCCUCCCCACGCGAGAUCACCUAACUUUGGAGUGGCGGAGACUGCCCGACGCCUCAGGGGGAGACGGGAGAUCUGACACCGACGAACACAGCCUAUAUUUGUCGGCUCCCGCACAAAAGGGAAGCAGGAAAGGAGAGCUCCAGAGGCGCCAGCAGACUUCCACCGCAAGGAGAGGAAGGAGCAGCGGGGAAGGAGGGUUUUUGGCUCCGCGACAGGACGGGAUCUGGACCGAUCGCCGAGGCGCUCAGCAUGAUGGGACUUUUAAAGCUCUAAAAGGACCAGAAGAAAGCCGAAAGGACAGGACAAAAGAAAAGGGGCGCGGCGCUACACAAGGAGGCGCCGGGCGGGGAGAGCGUUGGACACUUAAAAGAAGGGAUUUGCUCUAUCUGUCGGGGGUGCAUGCUCCCCCCAGAGAACCCCUCCCUUCCACUUGGACAUCCUCUUUUUUCCCAUCAGUGACAGGCGGACAAAAGGCCAAGAAUGUGCAAUAAACUAAACGAGGAGCGACGGAGGGCGAGCCGGGGCCUCCACCUGACACCGUCCCGGACUAGAGUCUUGGCACUGGGUUUGGUUCUUGCCGCAGCGGGCUGGCUCCCCCCGCUGGCCCUGGCUCAGGUUGAGAUCGACGUGCUGGGUGGGAAUGGGCUGGAGGCCUCCAUGAGCUCCUCUCUGCUCAGCGGCUUUAAGGAAGUGACGGAAAGCCUCCAGUCGUUGAAGGAGCCGACCGCCUUCCCAGACUCCUCUGCGAUGGUGGGACGGAUUUUCCAGAUCAAGUUGCCAAACAAGGUGGAGAAUUCUUUCACGGGGGAGAUAGUGCAGAUAACAGAAAUGGGAAAAAACUCCCUCCCCGCCUGGCUGCACUGGGAUUCCGAGAGCAGAAUUCUGCAGGGUCUGCCUUUGGAGAAGGAUAAAGGAAUCCACUACAUAUCUGUAUCCAUCUCCAACCAAACAAAAGCCACCUCCACUGAGGUGUUUUCCAUAGAGGUACAUCCAGAAGACCACUUGGACGCCGAUUCUGCCCAGAUGGUGUCGAACCAAGCCUCCGCUGAAGAUGACCUCCAGCCGUUCAUGUGUGAAGCCGAGGAGCCGGUCACGGUACUCACAGUAAUUCUGGAUGCCGACUUGACCAAGAUGAGCUCGGAACAAAGGGUGGAACUUAUGGAUAAGAUGAGAAGCUUCUCUGGCGUGGGUCUCCAUCACAUGAGGAUGCUUCCCGUGGUCAACAACAGGCUGUUUGACAUGUCUGCAUUCAUGGCUGGACCAGGCAAUGCCAAAAAGGUGGUGGAGAAUGGCGCUUUAUUGUCUUGGAAGCUCGGCUGCUCCUUGGACCAGAGCACAGUUCCAAAUCUAGAUAGUGUUCAGGGUCCUGCAAAGGAAGGUACAAUGUCAACCAAGCUGGGAUACCCUGUGGUUGGGUGGCAUAUUGCGAACAAGAAACCAGGUGUUCCAAAGAGGGUGAGGCGCCAGUUAAACAACACGCCAACUCCCAUUCUGGCAGUGGUUCCUCCAGCAACUGCUGUGGAGCCCCCUGUGAGGGUUGUUCCAACACUUUCAUCCCCUUCCAUCGCUGCUCCAACUGAAAGUUUUGCUCCCCCUAUUAGAGGCCCUGUUCCCCUUCCAGGAAAGCCUACCCCCAGAGUUCAUGAGCCAACUCUCCAUACCCCAACAAUGGAUCCACCUCUGCCAACAAAGGUAAUGGAGACCACCAGCACUAUCCAGCCAACAGGGACCAGGCCAAUUUAUGUUGAAGCUACCGCAACUCCAACCCCGUCAACGAAAAAGCCGCCAAGGAAGCAGAAGAAACCAAAAUCAACUCCAGUGCCCAAAGUACCAUCCAAGUCCUCCACUACCAAGCCCCCCAGGCGCACUACACCACCACCUAGUAUUUCUUCAGAUCCAUCUAAUGAGCCACCAGUCUUGCGUAAUGCUAUUGACCGUGUCUAUGCAUUAGUGGGCACCUAUUUUGAAGUUAAGAUCCCAUCUGAUACCUUCUUUGACAUAGAGGAUGGUACUACUGACAAGCUGCGUCUUACCCUCAAACAAAACCAUGAUAAAGUUGUUGAAGAUGGAUCCUGGAUCCAGUUCAACACAACAAGCCAACUUCUCUAUGGCCUUCCUGAUCUUGAGCAAGUGGGAGAACAUGUCUAUUAUUUGCAUGCAACAGACAAAGGUGGCCGCUUCACAGUAGAUGCUUUUGAGGUCUACGUGUCCAACUGGCCUCAAAACAAAAUCCCAGUCAUUUUCAAGGCCCGCUUCGUAGGAGAACCUCGUUCUUUGAAAAAUGACAUCCACAAAAAGAUCCUACUUGUUAAGAAGCUGGCAUAUGCACUGGGGGAUCGAAAUAGUAGUACAGUGAGUUUAACCAAAAUUGAAAAGGGAUCCAUUUUGGUGGAGUGGACAAACACUAGCCUUCAGCAGAAACCUUGUCCGAAGGAACAACUCGCAAUUAUGAGCCGGGCCCUUGCCGAUGCCAGCGGGAAUCCUUCUCAAGCUUUUAGGUACACUAUGGAACCUGAAUUCAGAACAAUAAACGUCACAGUGAAGGGAACAGGAAGCUGUGCAAAAUACUCCUUUAUCCCACCAGAAGAGUAUGACCCAAUGCCAUCGAUAACACGGGCUCCGGAUCUGGGGUCGAGUCGAGGAAGCACAGAUGAUGUUUACCUUCACACGGUUAUUCCUGCUGUGGUGGUGGCAGCAAUCCUGCUGAUUGCAGGAGUUAUCGCCAUGAUCUGCUACCGGAAGAAACGCAAGGGAAAACUCACCAUCGAGGACCAGGCCACUUUCAUCAAAAAAGGCGUUCCAAUCAUCUUUGCAGACGAGCUUGAUGACUCUAAGCCUCCUCCAUCCUCCAGUAUGCCCUUGAUUCUCCAAGAGGAGAAGCCCCCUCUCCCGCCCCCCGAAUACCCCAACAUGGCCACGCCAGAGACAACCCCUCUCAAUCAGGAGCUGCUUGGGGAGUACACAGCUCUGAAAGAUGAGGACCCGAACGCGCCGCCAUAUCAGCCACCGCCUCCCUUUGCCACUCCCAUGGAGGGCAAAGGCUCCCGUCCCAAGAACAUGACUCCCUACAGAUCUCCCCCUCCCUAUGUGCCACCCUAAGACUUAUCUGACCCUCCUCUUACAGGGUGGAGGGGAGAGGAUGCCUGAAAAACUGUCAGUUUUUAUUCUGGUGUUUGUCGAUCUGGACAUUGACAUGGGAACGGUCACAAGAGGUGCUAAAGUACAAAACAGCUACAGGGGACUUUGGUUUUUGGGGGGAGAAGCGUUUUUGGGUGGGCUUUAUGGUUAACCGAUUGAAUGAUCCGCUGAAACAGCUGGGAGGGACUACUGCUUUAAUGGUAGCCCAGCUGUGGUAGCCCAAGAAACAAUUUCUUACACUCGGCUUGCGGUAAAACCAGUGGGUCAAAAGCAACAAACCGGGAGCAAUCCUCUCCCUCCCAGCAUUUUGUUUUUUCGCAGAUUUGGAUACUGGAUAUUACUUAUAAAUAUAUAUUUUUUUCUUCUUCUUUAUCCCAAGACUCCUUUCUUUUUCUCUGGACCGAAGCGUUUGCCUAAAAGUUCUUCUUUUGUCUUGCUUUUAAAUACUUUAGGAAGAAAGGCAACGACUCGUGUUUUUAUUAUAGAGUAAGAUUCUCAGAGAAAAGCUAUCUCAGAAGAUCCCUGCAGGCAAUGCAAGAGCAACGGAAACUGAAGAGUGUGUGUGCGUGCGCGUGGAUGAGUGGGUGUGUUUCUUCAGAUUCAAUACGGUUUGCCUUUUAACACUAGCUGUUUGUUUCUAUUCUUAUUCACAAUGUCUAGUAAAGCUGAGAAUAACACAGUAGGUUACAAAAGAUUUAUUAGAGAUGAGUAAUAAAUAUUUUUUUUAAUUUGUUUUUAAAGAAUCACUGUUUAUCUGGAAGGCAUUCUAAAAAAUGUUGGUUUUCGGUGGUGGGAGAAGACAGAAAUAAAGGGAAUGCCUCCCCUAAAUAAUCUGCAAAUUAUUUUUAUUCAUCUUGUUUUUUUUUUUUGUUUGUUUGUUUUUUUGUUUGUUUUUUGUGUGUAACAUCAACAGAAAUGAAUUGCGCUGCAAAACGGGAGGGGUGUGGUUUAAGAAUAUUUUUGUGUCCCCCCCCGUUUGACUCAGCUUAGCUUAAAUACCAUCAGGAGGAAUGUUUAUCAGCCGUAAAAAACACACAUUUUCAAGCAUGCCUUUAAGAUGAGUAAAAAUGGUCAUGAAAUAAAUCUGAAAAGUAAACAAAAACAAACAAUUUUGUUCUAUUUAUAUAUGAAAUUUUACAAUAUGGAAUUAUGACGAGACCACAUUUAGUUGAAAUUGAAAAACAAAAUCGAAAUUGAAAUAAUACAUCUUUUUUAAAUUACUAAUCAAUCUUAUCUAUGCAUUUACUUUAUUUUCCAAUCAUAUUUAUUCAUCUAAUUGGCAUCAAUUUCCAUUUGGUUAACUGGAUAUUUCCCAACUACAGUUUGUCUCACACUGGUAUUAAAUGCACUGCCCAUCCAAAACGGCAUCACCAAAUGUCCACUUACAGCACCCAUUGGCUUCUGAAGCAACCAAAGUAACCCCCGAUCAUAAUACUCCCCCCUCAGUUAUUAUACCAGGACCCUUUUUUUUUGUUUUUUUUGUUUUUGCUUAUAACAGGAUCAGCCUUAUUUUGAUCAGAACACAUGGUCAACUGUAAUAUUGAGGGACGGGCAGUGUGUUUUUGAACAGAAUGAACCAUUUCAAAGGACUUUCUAUGCUGCUGAGAUGAUUUCGGGGGUGAAUAACACAAAACCCAUGAAAAAUUCAAAAGUUAUGAGAAAUACAUUUUUUUUUUUUUUACAAAAUUUUUGAUACAGCCAGAAAUAGUUUGACACUAUAAAUUGGUUUUUAGUUUUGAGAUUUGUAAGACUUUAGCCUAGAAUUUCAAUUAUGACUCAGUAAUGUACUGUCUCUGUUUUUGUUUCAAGUUUUUUUUCAUGUGGGUCACACAUUUCCGGGUUUAUUUGAGCGUGUGAAUUCGGAUAUAUCUGUCACAACGAUGGAAUGACCCGUACUCUAUGUAAUCAUUUUUUUUUUCUUUCAUCCUUAUUGAUGAGUUUUAACUGAAAGUGACCCUUUGCAAUAAAAAAGUGUGGUUGCAGUCCGCUCGGCGGCUCAGGCGAGCGACUUGCACUGCCGUGACCUUGUUGGAUUUUGCCAAGGCUUUUUUUGCUUAUGGAGUGUGUAUUGUUAUAAUAAAAUAAAACCAACCGGUACCUUCAA
Molecule: messenger RNA, 6236 nt
Organism: Oryzias melastigma (Indian medaka)
Lineage: Eukaryota; Metazoa; Chordata; Actinopteri; Beloniformes; Adrianichthyidae
Gene: dag1
Product: dystroglycan 1
Exons: 4
Coding region: 1475-4093 (872 amino acids)
Biological process (GO): nerve development; axon guidance; morphogenesis of an epithelium
Cellular component (GO): dystroglycan complex; basement membrane; dystrophin-associated glycoprotein complex
Molecular function (GO): laminin binding; calcium ion binding
Source: RefSeq, a predicted model, not a curated record